GCCAGAAACUCGUGUAUGGCCCAGUAGAUUGCAAACGUCUGGUGCAUUUCCAAUUGGUCCAAAAUAUCAUGGACCCAGCUGAUUGGCCUAGACACCUGCCAGAGGUAAAAUCGUCGCAGCUGCAGCUCGAUGUACCUUUUUCCAGCUUUCGGAGCGUUCGCUUGCAUGAAGGUCGGCACAACACACGGUAGUUUGAAUCAGACUCUUGUUCGUCGCAGAACGACGAUCUCAGGCCAAGGCCAGCAUCGUGCGCCUUUACAAACCCUGUUUCUAAUGCUCCUUGGGGAUGCAGAAGCUUUCAGUAGACUCCGGAUUUCCACCCAAUGCCCAAUUUCCAAUUAUCCUGGUUCGGCUCGCGCCCUCACCGAGCCCAUUCUUUGGGUGCAAGUGGUACAGUGCUCAUCACUACAAGGAGCCGUUCACGUGCCUCCAAGAGGUCCAAUAAACGAGGCUUACUCGAUGCCAACAGCUUUCUCAGGCGCAUAUGCAUUUGCAAUGCCUUUCGAUUGCAUGACACUCGCACUUUCCCCAGAUCCGUCUCAAGUGCAAUUCACCCGACAACCGCUUAUCAGACCGCCGACAUCGAAGGAAACCCCUGAAUACUUCGAGUUGUAUAACGUAUGCAAACAUGUACGAACUGAGGAGUCGUGGCUUCUGAAUCUAGACUUGGUACUGGGUGCCGGUUUAUGCAUAUCAGGACACGAUGAUGCGUAGCCAUGGUAUAUACCAGACGUACUCCCAGAUCUCGCGUGCAGCUUAUAAGUCCCAUUACUACCCACCACCCAGUGGUACCCGACACCUGCUCACAAGCGACUUGGAUUAUUCAAACUCCUCCUUGAUGGAGACAGUAGUU
Messenger RNA from Pseudomassariella vexata, 853 nucleotides. RefSeq lists its product as uncharacterized. Bases 130 to 714 code for a protein of 194 amino acids. NCBI's taxonomy places the organism in Eukaryota, Fungi, Ascomycota, Sordariomycetes, Amphisphaeriales, Pseudomassariaceae. The transcript has 3 exons. The record is from RefSeq and is a predicted model, not a curated record.